UAUAAUUUGUUUUUAUAACAUCGGAUGACAACAAUUUUCUUGUUAAACACUUCAUUUAAAUUUUCUUAAGUUGUAAUUAUUGUUUUGAAGCAACCUAGUAAAAAAACAAUAAAAUACACAUAGAUUUAUGGAUUCAUAUGAUAAAACCAUAUUCAUUUACAAUUAUAUCUAAAAGAGUUUGAUUCUUGAUUAGUCUGAUAAUAAUAAAAUAGAGAGGUAAUCAUCAAAUUAGAUGAUUGAUUUGCAUAUGAGCCGAUUAGGUGGUUGGUCGACUAAUCUCAACUGACACUAUCUCAUUUGUGGUGUAUAUAAGUGUUUGGUAUUUCGAAUGAUUUGAUUAAUUUCAAUAACAUUUUUUAAAACGUCGCUAGUUUUGAAGUAUUUUGGAUAAUAAUUAUUGUUCUUUUGAAAAAAGAAGUACGUUAUGGCGAAAUGGUUAACUCAGACAGUAUAUAGAUAUAUAUUAGAAGAAGUACAUUACAAUGGAUAUAUAUGCAUGGGUUGUCAAUUCGUAUCAGGUCUGCUUCUGACUGGGUCGAGCAAAAGUCUGCAAAUGAACAGCAUUGCUUACCAGAACAAAAGCAGCCAACACCAAUGGGAAUGAUCUACUAUUUGUAUGGAUGACAUGUUUUCUUUUGUCGACAAGCUGAUGUGUUAAUUAGUCAGAUAAAACUCAUUAGGAAAAGGUAUUGCAUAAGCGUAAGUAUUAAAUAUAAUUAAGCUCUUGGCCGGUCAAUAAUCACGUAGGUUUUGUAGAAGACGACUGUGACCCUGCUAAUGUGUCAAAAGCCAGAAAUGACGCCACAUAUUUUAACUUUUUGAAGCAUAAAUUAAGAUCUUAUCACAGUUUUCAUCUCCUUUUGGUCAUUUGAAUGGUCAUAUUCCACAAAAAUCAAGAUAACAAAUUGUAAAAUAGUAUUUUCUCCUUUUGGUAAAGAAAAAGAAAGUAAAAAUUAGAAAAGAGAAGCUGACUUAGUUGAGACCAGAUGAGUAUGACACGAACGGCAUAAAUGCCUUCCCAUCACGUCAUUAAUUUGAGCCAUAUAGUUUUUUUUUCCUAAGAACCACAAAUUGACACGAAUGAAUUUGUGUGAAUUAAUCAAGUAAAGCUGCAAUAAUUAUAUUCUCAUUACAUUUAUUAAACAUAUCAUAUCCUUUUACAUUAUAAUUAAAGUGAAUAUUCUCAAUUCAAAAUACUAACAAAACUAAUCAUGUCCAACAUUCCCUUUCAUUCAUUAGUCUAAACCAAAAACUUUGGAGUGUACAUAAUUACAAACGAAAACUUGACACCUGGUUUGUAAUAACUAAAAAAAUAAAGACAUCCAAAAUAAACUUAAUAAAAUUAAUUGUUCAAAAACAAAAUUAACAAAAUUGAAAAUAAGAAAAAAAUUAAUGGCCAUGGACCCACCACUAACAUAAAGCAUCAGCAAGUAGCUUUGCUCCUACUAUUUAAAACGCAUCUGAUUCUUCAUUUUUCCUUCCCCUUCUCCUCUCUCUCUCUCACUCCUCAAGCAACAUACAAUGAGCUUCUUCAUCGAAGAUUCAGGUCUCUUCAUCACCCAACUCCUCUACAAAAUGGCUCUUCUAAUCACCGUCCUCAGAUGGAUCUUCUCCUGGAUCUUACGCUACCGAUCCAGAUCCACAUCCUCCACUCCUCCGAUCUCUUCCCAAGCCAUCAAGGAGAGCCUCUCCGUGACGACGUUCCGCGACGCGGCGGAGCGGUAUCCGGAAUCGAUCAGCGACACUUGCGCGGUGUGCCUCGGGGAUCUGGAGGACGGAGACGAGGUCAGAGAGCUCAGAAACUGUAGCCACGUGUUUCACCGAGAGUGUAUCGACAGGUGGCUUGACUACGAGUGUGAUGAUAACGAUGGGGAGGAAGAUAAUCACCGCACGUGUCCUCUGUGUAGAACUCCGCUGCUUGCUGCUAAUACGGCGUCGUGUUGUGGAGAUUGGCCGACGAAGAAUGAGCCUAGCUGGGCCGUUGAACGGCUUCUCUACCUCUUCGGAGACGAUCUUCUCAACUGAUUUUUUUUUUUUAAUUUUCUUUUCGAUUCUAUUUGAUUUUAGUGGGGGUCGAUCGCGAUCAACAGGAAUUAUUUGGUCACUUUUUUGUAAUUUUGUUAAUUUGUAAGAUAGAAUACGAAAUAUGAUAAUAAUAUCAAUUUAUUAAAAUUUGUUUGUGUAUCAGCAAAUUUACGACUUCGGUAACGUUUAAUUUAAGCGUUACUGAAAAACUUUAAUUCCGUGUGUAUGUGUUCGUGCAAUAAUUAAUAUUAACAUUCUUGAAAGUUCAACUAAUAUUUUUGAUUGUAAGAUGUCCAUAAACUUAUUCCUGUCUCAGUGAAAAUCAUAUCAAAAGCGAUGAAUGCUAUAUUUGCCAUUAGAAUCAUCCAUCAACUUUUAGAAGUUUCAUAUUUUUAACUUGAUUUGCUAUAUUGUGCAUAAUUUUUUUUUGUUAAGAUGAAUUCAUUUUAUUAUUAUGUAAUUUCUACAUACUAAAUUAAGUAACUUGAUUCCCGUUAGCCACCCGAACUGUCUUAAAUGAUAAAACCAUCUACAAUCCAUACUUAUUUUUUCCUCUAUAAUUUCCACAAAACAGAGUACCUCUAUUAUAGAGUAAGUUUUACCCUCUUUAAUAUAUAGUGAAAAAAAUAGAGUUAUGGAUUGAAGAUGCCCUACCAAUACGUAGUUGUUGCGUAUUUCGUGAGAUUAGUCGGUUGAUCUCGAUCGCUGGAUUUCCACGAUUAUCAGAAGAAAAAAAAUUACCAGUCUCACCAACAUUUUACUAAUUUAAUCCACAACUGAAAAAAUAAAAUUAAAACCUAGAAUGGGGAGUCCAACAUUUUCACAGUAAUCUCACUCUGAAGAACCAAACCAAUACCAUCAUUAAUUUAAUUUGAUCGAUUCACAGUGAAGUUUCAUAGUUACAUUUCCCAAACGUUCUACUUUCAAUCUUAUGCACAUAUGCAACGAAUCCUGAAACGGCCCAAACCUCUAACAACUAAUGAUUUUAACCAGAGCAAAUGAAGCACAGUCGUUUUGACGAGUAGGGCAACUGUGGGGUCCGGUCCACUCUUUCUUUUUCUUCUGGAGAAAUAAAGUUAGAGACGAGUGUUAAAAUUGUUCCUAUCAAUACCAUUCCAUCUUCCAAUGGCGGCACAAACACAGAUGCUCUACCAAGCCCAGCACGAUGGAUCUACAGAUUCACUCAUGGAAUCCAUAGGAGAGAUGCAAACGACCAUGUCUCAGCUCCACUCUUCCGUCGGCGUACUGAUCAACUCCAUGGCGGAGAUACUAAAAUCCAUGACCGAGAUGAAAUCAGCUCUCCAACACACGACGACGACGACGGAGAAAGAAUCAACAGUCACGGAGGUUAAACAAGAUCUCCCCGACGCUCCGGAGAAGGAGGAGGAGACUCGCCGCAUCUUUACGAAGAGGAUCGAAGUCGAGAUGCCAGCGUUCGACGGCCGCCAGACUCAAAACCUAAACCAGUGGAUCAUCAAAGCCGAGAGAUACUUCGAGUUCGGAGACUUCACGGAGAAGGAGAAGAUCCUCGUGUCUUCACUAAGCUUCGACGGGCCAGCGCUGAACUGGUUCAUCGUCACGGAGCGUCUCCAACCUUUCGCGGAUUGGGAUGAUUUCAAGUCUCAGCUGCUGGAUCGGUUCGGGCCGUUAGAGUCUGCGAUGAGUCGGUUACUUGCUUUGAAGCAGGUGGGGUCCGUUGUGGAGUAUCUUACGAAGUUUGAGGAGAUCGCGUCGGAGUUACCCAAGGGGAAGGAUAGGCACGAGAUGUUUUUGGAAGGGGUGUUUGUUAAUGGGCUUAGGGAGGAGAUUAAGGAUGUGCUUCCUUUGUUUCAGCCUAAAGGGUUGGAUGAGAUUAUUGCGCAGGCUAGGAGGUUGGAGAAUAGUCGGUUCUUGGAGAGGUUGACGAUGGUUCCUCGAGAUCCACGGGAGGAUUGAUAAGGGUUGGGAUUAUUGAGGCUUGUCUUGAUGUGAAUAGGUGAGCUCCGUUAGGUUAUAACACAUUUCUAGCUAUGAAACAUUUUAAUGUUCUGGGUUGUUUUCGUUUAUUGGAAGAUAGUUUCUUGGAUU
Messenger RNA from Brassica rapa (field mustard), 4092 nucleotides. RefSeq names its product E3 ubiquitin-protein ligase RHA2B. Lineage: Eukaryota; Viridiplantae; Streptophyta; Magnoliopsida; Brassicales; Brassicaceae. The record is from RefSeq and is a predicted model, not a curated record. Gene Ontology annotation, molecular function: ubiquitin protein ligase activity. Gene Ontology annotation, biological process: protein ubiquitination.